Cynara cardunculus var. scolymus (artichoke) is the source of this 733-nucleotide messenger RNA. Its product is annotated as peptide methionine sulfoxide reductase B5-like. The transcript has 3 exons. Gene Ontology annotation, molecular function: peptide-methionine (R)-S-oxide reductase activity. The record is from RefSeq and is a predicted model, not a curated record. Bases 204 to 611 code for a protein of 135 amino acids. Lineage: Eukaryota; Viridiplantae; Streptophyta; Magnoliopsida; Asterales; Asteraceae. Gene Ontology annotation, biological process: protein repair; response to oxidative stress.
UAUUAAAUCAUGAUUGUCGUGUCCAAUAAUCAAACCCUCCCUGAACCAUCACUGCGGCCAGGUUCAUCAUCAAAUACCUGUGGGAUAUGGUGAUGCCUUGAUACGUAUCUGUCUAGUGAUAUAUCGCUCCUAUAUCCGAGAAAAAUCAUCAGAUCUCUAAUAUUACUAAAACUAGGGUUGUCUCGGUUCUGAAUUUGAUUUCAAUGACUUCCGUUGUGAAAUCAGAGGAGGAAUGGCGUGCAAUUCUCUCUGCUGAACAAUUCCGCAUCCUUCGUAGCAAAGGAACUGAGCCAAAAGGCACCGGCGAAUAUGACAAGUUUUUUGCUGAUGGGAUUUACACUUGUGCGGGUUGUGGAACACCACUUUAUAAAUCAACAACCAAAUUCAACUCUGGCUGUGGCUGGCCUGCUUUCUUCGAGGGUCUCCCUGGAGCAAUCACCCGCACCCCAGACCCAGAUGGAAGGAGGACCGAAAUCACUUGCACAGCUUGUGGAGGGCACUUGGGUCAUGUGUUUAAAGGCGAGGGGUUCAAGACACCUACAGAUGAAAGGCAUUGUGUUAACAGUAUCUCUGUCAAGUUUACCUCCCAAGACAGCCCAUCUUCUAUUUGACAUUUCUAAUCGAAAUUGUAGCUCCAGAAUAAGUAUUUCUAGGCUUUGAAUUGCUUUGUGUUUUGUAAUGCUGAAAGCUGUUGUGGUAUCUUAAAUUGCAUGCUCUACUUCGUCUUUCUAUU